AAGCACAGCGUGCUUGCUGUUAAAAUUUGACACGCACCAACUUAGAGGGAGAAACCAGAGAGGUGGCAGAAGUAGCUUUUGUGAGGAGUUCUAGAACUUUUUUUGUCUUUUACAGCUUAUUCGCGUGCGUAAAAGUUGAAUGUAUUCGCUCUAGCACGAAUGCAACUAGAUUUUACAUUGGGUUUUCUUUCGGACAAAGAACUCAGGUGUUUCUUUUACACAGGAAGACCUGCACGGAAACAUUUGUUUCGUGGAAAUUUAAUUAACAUCGGAGAUAUUUUAUUGAAAGCUUAUGUGUUGAUACGGUUUAUUUUAUUUGUCGAGCAGAAUUCCGAGUGUUUUUAGAUUUUAUUUCACGUUCUUUUUCACACUGAGUGGGACCUCCGCGCACAGUAGCUAGCUAGCUACAUCGAAUCAGAUCCAAAAUGGACGAGGCAGAGAAGUACCAGCAGAGGCUGCAGGCCAUUGCGGAGAAGCGGCGACUCCAGGAGGAGCAGGAGCGAGCCAGGCGAGAGAUGGAGGACGAGAGGCUCAGACUGCAGCAGCUCAAGAGGAAGUCUCUGAGAGACCAGUGGUUGAUGGACGGCCCCCCCUCCACUCCUGACAGUGCUGGGCCCAGCUCUCCUCUCUGGGGCUCACAGGCUCAGGAGAUAGAGGAGCGGAUAGACAAGCUGCAGACAGAGAGCCAGCAGCUGGCAGAAGAAGCAGAGAAGCUGCAACAGCAGGGGGAUGCACAAGCCCAGAAUGACACAGAUGGCGACAAAGCCGGCAUCAGUCAGAGUGACGAGGCAGAGAAGGCGGAGGUCGUGACGGGAGAUGGUGGUUCCCCUGAGAUUCCCAUACUCCCCACCUCCCUCCAGGGAAAUACUGUUGAGAAUGGAGAACAGGAGCGCUCAGUGGUGGGAGUUGUUGAGGUGCAGGUGGAGAGGGACCUGAAGACAGGGGCCACCACCAUCAAGUCUGUGUCCCCCGUGGCUCCAGGGGAGCUGGCGCCCUCGGGGGAGACGGUGUUUGACGACGGCCGCACGAGUGUGCAGACUGUCGGGGGCCUGGGGGAUGGGGCUCAGCCCACCCCCGAGGAGCUGGGACAGGUCCUGUCUGCGGUCGCGGGCACCGCGGCCGAGGCGGCGCCGGAGGAGGCUGCAGUCACCCCCAAUGGGACAGAGGGGGAUGGGGAGGAGACCCACAAAGGCCCGGCAGAGGAGAACGGGUGCACAGGAGCUGAUUCCACCCCCAGUCCCCCGCAGCCCGAAGGCACGCCCAGCACCAAUGGCCCCGUGAGUGAUGCGCAAAGCCCACAGCUGGAAGGAGGUAGCGCGGACGGCGCACCGGAUCAGCUGGGGGAGGGUCCCGUCACCAUGACGUUCCUGGGGUUCGCGGAGGCAGAGCCCGGGGAGGACGGGGGAGAUGAGGAUGCUGGAGAGAUCAUCCGGGCGGAGAGGGUGAUCAUCACAGACGAGGGUGAAGAGCUGCCCGAAACGGAGCAGGAGGCACCCCCAGGCAACAGCACAGAGCCUCCCGCACCAUCUGACAGCUCUGCUGCAGCUGAACCCUCUGAGGCUGAGACUGAGGCAGAGGGAGAGGCCCCUCAACCUGACACAGAAGCGGGUGCUGGGGGUCCUUUGGAUUCCGAAAUAAAGACUGAACCCGAGGCCCCCCAGGCUGAGGAAGCCGCAGCAGCAGACACAGAAACUGAAACAGAAACACAAGCAGGAGGGGCAGUGUGCGAGGGAGCGGGUCAGCCUGCAGAGGAGGCUCCAGCUCCUGAGGCGGAGCUUCCUGCUGCCUCUGCAGAGGCGGAAGCCUCGGCCUCUCAGCUCCCGGUGUACUCCACAGGCCAGCCCUCGCUCACACCCCAGCCCGGCACGGAGGAAGAGGGUGCGGACGCAGAGGGGAAGAUCGAGGAAGAUGAGGCCGCGGCUCCGGCAGGCACACCCGGGCAGUUCCAGGAUGUUCCUCUGGAUGGGAACGCGAAGGUGGAGGACGCUGGCGAGCCAGAGCUUCAACCUCUGAAGGAGACGACAGAAACCCCAGUCCAGCCAUCUGAGCAGGAGACCCUACUGGUCUCCUCCAAAGCCUCCGGCCAGACCGACGCCGCCGCUCCCAGCCGAGGCGAGGGAGGGGACGCCCCCAAACGCAAGACCUGCCAGUGCUGCUCUGUCAUGUGAUUUCUCAGACUAGGACAAAACUGUUUCCCUCUCACUUCCCCUCCCUAUUUCUUUCUGUCUCUCUCUGUCUGUCUCUCUCUCUCUCUCAGGUGAUUUCCUCAGCACACUACAGACUGUAAAGACUACAUCAAACUGCAUCAGCAACCUGCCUCCCGAGUUCCCCUCCCCCCUGUCUGCUCUUGAACAUUGACAGGCAGUGUUCACAAAGUGGCCGCAAACCGCUGGCUCCACUGAGAAAAUCUGCCCUCCCCAACACUCUAGCACAUCUGAGCAAAUACCAAAUGAAUGAGUGGAGCUGGACCUGGACACUGUGAGGCUGAUCCCAGACAGUGGAGCAAUCUGAACCAAACCACAAUAAAACGGCAAACAACUCACAAACUGUGAUUGUUGCCUGGUUUCAGGUUACAGCUAGAUUUUUCAGCUUUACACAAGAUCCGCCUUUUUUGUUACCGUAAAAUGAAGUGUUUCAUUGUUUAUUUACUGUACUAAUCAUGUCCUGUGUGCAUUACCCCAGGGUUACAAUGAUUCAGAUACUCCAUCUGCUGGACAUAAUAGAGUACUGCAGUUGUCUUUUUUGCUGCAGGUGUAUUUUUACUGCUCUUAUUCCUCUGAUGAUUUUUUUGUUUGUUUGUUUGGCAUUGUAGAGUCCGCAUUAUCACAAACUUGUUUUAGGACUGAAGGGAGGAUAUGCAGUUUUUAUCAUCUGGACUUACUUUUCACAGUUUUGACGCCUACAGUCCUUUAUGGCUUCCAAGCCUUGAUUUUACUUUUAAUCAGCAAUCUUUAUAGGGAAAUCAUUUUACACAAAUAUUCAUGUGUUUGAAAUGCUUUAAUACAUGGUCCUCAAGGAUCAAGACAAUAUUAAAAAAAGUAAAUGCACAGUUACCGUUUUGUAAUAUUGCUGUGUAGCUUAAUGUAUAUAACAUGAACUGAGACAGG
Messenger RNA from Megalops cyprinoides (Indo-Pacific tarpon), 3107 nucleotides. It is a transcript of the gene palm3, whose product is annotated as paralemmin 3. The record is from RefSeq and is a predicted model, not a curated record. Gene Ontology annotation, cellular component: membrane; cytoplasm. NCBI's taxonomy places the organism in Eukaryota, Metazoa, Chordata, Actinopteri, Elopiformes, Megalopidae. The transcript has 8 exons. Bases 426 to 2168 code for a protein of 580 amino acids. Gene Ontology annotation, biological process: regulation of cell shape.